CAUGUCGACGCCUCCAGCGGAGCUCAGCAUGAACCAGCUGUACAGACUGUAGAGCUGCCUGUGGCUUACUGAACAGACAGAUUUAGUAAUAAGGUGGAGGUGGACCAUGUAUGAAAGCAAGUACGUUUACUUCAGUGGCACUGCGACUGACGGGAGAUAAGGACGAAGGACAAUACGACUUUGAACAUUUCCUGACAUAAAGAAGCUGCAGAACAGAAGGAUGAGCUCAUUGCACAGACAGCUGAGUCGGCUGCUUGGGGUAUGGCGGUGGAGGAGGACAGUCGAGGUUACUCUCUAUCGAGUCACUGGUUUUCACUGCAGCACCUUCUGUUCCACCACUGCAGAAUCAGUAGAAGCCAUAGAGAUCCACAAGAGGAAGCUCUUCCUAUGGUUCAGCCACCUUCCUCAGGAGGAGCAACAGUUUGGUGGUUACUUCAGCCCAGAGACCAUGCAUGUGGCCCCACUGAUCCUGGAAAGAAAGGCAGAGGAGAGUGCAGGUUUGCUCGGGUCCCCUCUCAAAACGCAGACCUCUUCCAGCCCCUCUGUGACCGUUGAACAGCUGUUUGAGCCCUCUGAUGCCUGGAAUGUGGAUCGGGGGCUCAAUGUGCUGCUUUAUGGGGCUGUGGGAACAGGGAAAAGUACAGUGGUCCGAAAGCUGGUGCUGGACUGGUGCGCUGGGACUUCCCUGGCCCACUUCAAGCUCCUGGUUCCUUUCUCUUGUGAGGAUCUUAGCCAGCUGUCAAAAGUGGCGUCCUUAAGGGACCUUGUGGGCAGAAAGUACCUCCACCUGAGAAAACACCCCCUUCUGAGUGGGGAGGGAAGCCAGGCCAAGGAUGUGCUCUUCUUAUUCAAUGGGAUGGAGAAGAUGAAACUGGACUUCCGGAUUGGAGCCACAGAGCUGUGUAGUGAUCCCAAUGAGGCCUUGCCUCCAGGUGUACUGGUGGUGAACCUGCUGAGGAAAUACCUCCUACCUGAGGCCACCAUCUUGGUUACUACCAGACUGUCUGCCCUGGACCGUAUCCCUCAGAAGUAUGUGAGUCGUUAUGCACAAAUUUGUGGCUUCAAUGACCCAGAACGCCAGCGGGCGUACUUCACCAGCCGCCUACUGCAGCAGAGUGGGGAGGCUGCACGUCAUCACGAGGCCCAGGCUCUUAUAGAGCUCCUCUACCUCAACCUCCAGAGAGAAAGCCAGCUGGCUGCAGCCUGCUUCCUCCCCUCAUACUGCUGGCUCACAUGUGCUACCCUGCACUUCCUUCAUUUCACCGACGCCAAUGCACCCAUUCGCACGCUGACUGGCAUACACACCAGUUUCCUCAGGCUUAACUUUGGGGGUGAGAUUCUGGGCACAGGUACAGGGACGAAUGUGCCUAUUCAGGAGCACCACAGUUCUCUGAUGUUGUAUGUAGUCCGUACAGUUGGUAAACUUGCGUUUGACGGUGUGACAUACAAACGCACAUCAUUCUCGGAAAAGGAACUGGAGCAGUGGAUAGGAGGGAAGACUAAGACAGAUGAGGAGCUCCGUCAGCUGGCCAUGUUCCGGACUGACGUGCUAGACUUCUUUUUGGCUCCCUGUGUAGAAAGUAGUAAGCAUUUACCAGAAAAACCAAGCGAGAAUGAUGAGAGGCGGUAUGUGUUUGCUGUCCCAGCCAUGCAGGAGUACUUGGCAGCUCUCUACGUGGUUCUAGGAGAGAAUAGAUCGGCUCUGGAGAAGUUGAGCAGGCAGGUGUCUGUGGCCAUUGGUCAGACAAGUGAGGAUGUCAAUGCCCUCGUCAACAUCCUUUCUAAGUUCAUCCCCUUCCGUAUCUUUGCUAUAUUUAACCUUCUCAAGCUUUUUCCAAAGCUUUUUGAAAAAAUCAGCAGUUACAACAAAGGCAGCAUUGCCAGAACCAUGGCAGCUGAGAUGUUCCGCACUGAGGAUAGCUACAACGAGGAUGUCUUGGAUCAGGUGGAGCAAAGCCUCCUGGGAGUCCAUGGCCCGCAGCCGAAGCAGUACAGUGAAGGCCAGCCUUUUGAGCUCUACCCUAUCUUCAUGGGUGGACUGUUGCAUUAUGGUAACCGUGUCCUUCUCCAGCAACUUGGCUGCAGCAUUCAGAGCACCACUGUGGCCCAGAUCACACAUGCCUUGAGGAAGUACCUUGUCAGAGAGCUCAGCAAGCCACAACCACCAGAGGAGUUGAUGGAUCUGCUGGUCCUUCUAUAUGAGUUUCAAAACCCCAGACUGACUGCAGAGGUUCUGACCUCAAUCAGAACCAUACGUCUCACCAACAUUCGUAUGACACCACUCAAAUGCUUCGUACUGAGUUAUGUGCUCUCAUGCACCCCAUCAAGUUACCAUCUUGAAGAGCUGGACCUGUCCUCCUGUCUCCUGACCCACAACAUGCUUCAGAUGCUGUGGCCUGCCUUCCGACACACACAUAACCUCAAUCUGCAGUUUAACAGCCUGGGUCCUGAGUCCUGCAUCCUCCUGAGAAAUCUGCUACUAGACCCCAAGAGUUCUAUUAGAUCUCUACAACUGUGUGAUAAUCCUCUGUUGGAGUCUGGAGCUCGCACCCUGCUGGAGGCACUGCCAGAGAACCAGUCCUUGACACACCUGUCCCUGAUGCACACUGGCCUGGGGGACCAGGGGGCCCUGGAGCUGGCUCAGAGGCUCCCGCAGCACACGCUUCAGGAGCUCAACGUGGCUUAUAACAACAUUGGAGACAAUGCUGCUCUGGCUCUGGUGGAUGCCUGCAGGGAACACCCCAGCAUUCACACUGUGCACUUGUAUCUGAACCCUCUCAGUGAUGUGGGGAAGCAGUCCCUGUAUGUCCGUGGUGGUCCCAAGAACCACAGCAGCACUGGCCGGCGGGUCAGGGUCCUUGCUUCAGUCACUGAAGGCUCAGACAUCUCAGAGGACUGGCACCCCAUUCUCAGUGUAAUACGAGAGAAUGCCUCCUCCUGGGACCGUGAACGUGUCAAGCAGCAGCUUAAGGUUUUCCUGAGGGAUCUGGAGUGGGGGCGUCAGCAGCAGCAGAGCCUCUGGAAGAGGUUGCACUUCCGCAGGGUGGAGAAGGGAGUGCAGCAGACUCUACAGAUGCUGGAGAAGGACACUCUACCUCCAUCCAAAGUAUACCGCAAGUAACCACUUAGGACAGAAACAACGUUUUCAGUAGCAUAUCAAGUUUUGAAUCUAGAAGUGUGUCGACUUAGGAGAAGAAUUUGCAGCUAGUCUAAGCUGGCGAUCCAGGGGAUACAGCGUCAUUCUUGUAAAGGGCAUGACUUCAUUCAACUAUAUUUACAAAGUUGUUCAUAGAUACUCCUUGACAAUAGAGAGCUGAAUCUUCCCAAAGUGCCAGAGUCAUACAUAAUAUAACUUGGAAUUUUGCAGGGUCUGUCUCAUUGAGGCUUUGACCAUUUAUUGAAGCAAUAUGCAUUUUAGUUUGGCAGUGGUCAUGCUCAUGUGAUCUGAAACACAUCUGAGCAAGCUUGUUACAAAACUGUCCCUGAACUCAAAAACACCCCAGCAGAGCCUGAGACACACACAUUUAAUAAACAUGAACACAUUAAAACCUAUGACAUAUAAGUAAAUGCUAAUACAAGGGGGUGGCUUGGGAGUUGGAGGGAGUUCCUGCAAAUCUUUGAAAGAAGGCAGCAACGCACCAGUGAGGAUGAAGAGCUCAGCCUUGUUACAUUCAGAAUGAAUUAGCUCCAAAUGUAUAGUGCCUAUUCAGAGAGAAUUGACCACCAUGCCAGCCUAAACAAUCACAAGGCUCCACUGAUGAUGAAACUGUAUUGUGGGUUAUCAUAUAUAUAUGAUAUAUGGAUACUACAUUUGUGAUACCCCUGUACUUGGUGUAGUGUUCCAGAUGUGUCUGUGUAUAAGUUUAUUGAAUGUGGAUUGAUACCUUUGACUAAUAAAUCUCAAAUUAUAUAAAGAAUUUACUGACUCCCUCUGGACAUUCUCUGACAUCAGUGGACGCAGCUCUUCUGGUUGUUCCUAGAUCCCAGCUUGUGAAGAGUGGUGGGUGGGCUUUUGCUCUUCUGUGGAACACUCUACCUGUUGAAAUCAGAUGGGCUGCAUCUUAAGUGUUGUUGAAAUCGCUUCUUAAAACUUUCUUUUAUAGGAAAAUGUUUUUAUAUUUAAUACGUUUGCUGGAUUUUAUGUUGUUUAACUUUAUUUUAUUCCCCCAUGUUUUUGUGUUCUUGAUCCUUUUGUUGUUUAUUUGUUUUUGUUUUUCUGUAAAGGACUUUGUAACCUUGUUAAGAAAAGCGCUAUGCAAUUUAUUUUCAGUCACUCACACAAACUGAGCCAGCUAAAUAAACUGCAGUAAUUGAAACAACUAUUUGCUGGAUACAAUCGAAAGUAUGUCUACAGGUAUUUUGUAAUAUACAAAAAGGAAUAUUUAAAAAAUGGUAAUGCAAUAAAUAAGAGGUCUUCUCUAAUUCCUUACGGGAAUAUUAGAAUGAAUGUUGUGAAAUCUGAAAAUACUGCCAGCAUGCUUUGGUUGCUUUCCUCUCAACACUCAAACUGAAGCAACUGACUCUUAAGUGUAGCCUCUUUAUCGUAAAAAGCACUCUCUAACAUGCUGGGUUAAAGUAGCAAGUGACUGCGAGUAAAAUUAUGUUAUUAAAGGGCUACUGCAGCAGUUUAGCAUUGCGCUCUCGUUAAGGUGGGGACUGACAAAUUCAAAUGUCAAAGUUGAACUGGACUCUGGGAUUUGCAUGGAUUUACUUGGCCUCUGUGGAUAGAUCUGGUGAUUGUGGCAAUUCCAUUAAAAUGUAUUGAUUUUACUGGUAUGACCAGACCCUAACAAAGACUUUGCCUUAUAAUUGUGUGGUCUCUGUGGCCAAGUGGAGAUUACUCAGUGAUGUCACUUGCAUUAUUUUCUUUUAAAAUAAAACAUUCCUCCUGAGCUGCAGAAGACAUUAUAAAGCUACUCUCACAGGAUGAAAAAUGUAAAAUCACCAUUAUUGUUCUUUAAUCAAUUAUUUGAUGUUUUUAACAUGAGUUUGGAGUGGUGGUUCCCCUCUUACUACUGUUGAAGCAGUGUACAGGUAGGGGUUUGUGUAAAAUGAUUGUGAAGGGAAGUCGUGUUAAGCAGUGAUGAUGAGUCAUCUCAGUAACUUACACUUCAUGGCUGCUACACAGACAGACUAUUUAGUUGAUUGUUUUUAACCAGUCACUGCUGUGUACAGUCAGUCUGUCACUCCAGUGACCACAUCGAACAGCUGCAUUCAGGUCAUAUCUUAAAUCACUUUUGGAUUGUAAAAUGAUCAUCAGCAACAAAACAGCCUCCUCAGUCUGUGAUCACUGGAUGGAGCUAGACAAUGCAGUUUUUGCAAUAAAAGUCCUGGGCUCCCAGCUUCAAACCCAGUGACAUUACAUACCAACUGCAAGUGAGUGACAGCUCUAGCGGAUACUGAUAUGUAGGAAGAACAAGCUGGACAAAGUGAUUAGAUCUCAGUGCAGACACUGUAGACAUAUUAAUACCAGGUGAUAAUGUAAUCAGGUUAAACCAUAUCAAGAUACAAUCUGGAUACAAGACGCAUUUUAAUGCAAGACAGUGCUCAGCUGUUGUUUGACCUUGUUCGUGCAUGGGUUGAGAAGCGUGUUCAACCUCGAUACUUUUUGUUUGUGUCUGUAGCACUGACUUAAAAACUCAAACUCAAAACUUUUCAUCAAAUGUCAAAUUCUGAGACUUGUUGAUAGAAAUGUUUUGAAUUUUUGCAGAUUUAGAAUCAUUUAUAAAAAAAAAGUUCCUGCACAACUGCUCUUGUUUAGGCAGCAUGUGAGAGCUUUGGCUUCUGUGUUAAAUGAACAGAAGGGUUUUGAAGAAAAAUAUGAUCAAAGUGAGGUGUCCAAAAAGUAACUUGGACAUCAAAACUUUUAAUCUCUUGUGUUCAUCCUAGUAGGUUGUUUUUGUUGAACGUAUGUGUCUGUUUAUGUCUAAAUAAACAGCUGUAUGAUGAUUUGCACACGUGAGACAGAUGGAUGGAUGAUGGAUGCUGCCUUGAUUAGGUUUUUAUUUCAUCUCUCUGAUUACAAACAUCCAAAUCCACUGCUACUCCAA
Messenger RNA from Chelmon rostratus (copperband butterflyfish), 6050 nucleotides. RefSeq names its product NLR family member X1 (gene nlrx1). Gene Ontology annotation, biological process: negative regulation of canonical NF-kappaB signal transduction. Gene Ontology annotation, molecular function: protein binding. Gene Ontology annotation, cellular component: mitochondrion. The coding region runs from base 221 to 3121 and encodes 966 amino acids. The transcript is spliced from 12 exons. The record is from RefSeq and is a predicted model, not a curated record. Lineage: Eukaryota; Metazoa; Chordata; Actinopteri; Chaetodontiformes; Chaetodontidae.